ACGUUAUCUCAUCUCGUCAGGAUUUCCGCAUCGCCAUAUUGGUUCGGUUACAUCAGUACAGCUACCUGAAGACUUCGUGUGAGGGCCAUCAUCACCACCACCAUGGAAAUGACUCUCUGACCGCGGUGAAACCGACCUUUGGAACUCUAGGUACGGUUGUGACUUUCAGUAGCAGGAAGGCAUCCUGAGACCAUGUUGGCACGUCUGUUCAGGCUCCAUGGCCUGCUGGUGGCCUCCCACCCCUGGGAGGUCAUAGUGGGGACCCUGGCUCUCACCGUCUGCCUCGUGUCUAUGAACAACCUCUCAGCCAGCAACCAGAUAUGCAGCUGGAAUGACUGUCCCAAAGUUGAGGAGAAAGUCCACAGCAGUGACAUUAUCAUUCUGACAGUCACACGCUGCAUGGCCAUCGUUUAUAUCUAUUUCCAGUUCAAGAAUCUCCGACAACUGGGAUCCAAAUAUAUACUGGGUAUUGCUGGAUUAUUUACAGUGUUUUCCAGCUUUGUUUUCAGUACUGUGGUUAUCCACUUCUUUGGGAAAGAGCUGACAGGCCUGAACGAAGCCCUACCGUUCUUUCUCCUGCUUAUCGACCUGUCCAAAGCCUGUACAUUAGCAAAAUUUGCUCUCAGCUCGAACUCUCAGGAGGAGGUGAGGGAGAACAUUUCAGAGGGCAUGGCCAUCCUGGGCCCCACGUUCACCCUUGAUGCGCUGGUCGAGUGUCUGGUUAUAGGAAUUGGAACCAUGUCAGGUGUGCCACAGUUAGAGAUCAUGUGCUGUUUUGGCUGUAUGUCUGUUCUGGCCAAUUACUUCGUCUUCAUGACGUUCUUCCCUGCAUGUGUCUCCCUGGUCCUGGAGCUGUCAAGGGAAAGUCGUGAGGGCCGUCCCAUCUGGCAGCUGAGCCAAUUUGCCCAUGUGCUGGCUGAAGAGGAGGAUAACAAGCCCAACCCUGUGACCCAAAGGGUGAAAAUCAUUAUGUCUCUGGGCUUAGCCUUGGUUCAUGCACACACUCGACUAAUUGCCGAGCACUCGGGUCAGAAUCGCACAGAAGAAUUACCCAUAGUAGAGAGGCUGGACCCUGCUGGUACCCAGUGGCCUGUACAGCUCAGCAGCAUAGACCUGGAGCAGGUGAUAACCCUUGGCCUUGCUCUGCUUCUAGCUGUGAAAUAUGUCUUCUUUGAGCAAGCAGAGACGGAGUCUUCGCUGUCCCUCAAGAGUCCCAUUAUUAGCUCCCCUCCAACCCAGAAGCAAUGGCUGGCAGAGGACUGCUGCAGGAGAGACCUCCCAGCCCCAAAACCCCAGAAGACCUCAAAUGGUAUCUUGGCAACCAGCCCUACCUUCUUACCUGUCUCCGACUAUAAACUUUCCCCUGAGGUUGACAUGGCAGUCAGACAGAACGAAGUGACUCAGCCUUCAGCAGCCAGUGUUUCAUGUUCUGGGGAGUCCCUCGCUCAGACAUCUUGUCCUCCUCAAAGUGUUUCAGAGUCCCGAUCACUGGAGGAGUGUAUGGCCAUCCUCUCAGAUCCUCAGGGAGGUGCUCAUUUACUCAGCGAUGCAGAGGUGAAGAACCUCGUAACCUCACGUAAAAUCCUGAACUACAAACUAGAAGCUGUCCUUGAGACUCCAGAGAGGGGCGUGGCCAUCAGGAGACAAAUGUUAUCAUCCAAACUUCCCAUCCCCACUGCCUUGGCUAGUCUACCUUAUAAGGACUACGACUACUCAAAGGUGAUGGGUAAUUGCUGCGAGAACGUCAUCGGCUACAUGCCAGUGCCAGUAGGUGUGGCUGGUCCUCUUUUGUUGGACGAGAAGCAGUUUUACAUUCCCAUGGCGACCACAGAGGGCUGUCUGAUCGCUAGCACUAACAGAGGAUGCAGAGCGCUUUCUCUGAGCGGGGGCUGCAGCAGCAAGAUCCUGGCUGACAGAAUGACCAGGGGUCCUGUGGUGAGGCUGCCCUCAGCUUGCCGGGCUGCAGAGGUCAAAAUCUGGCUCGAGACCUCUGACGGAUUUAGCCUGAUCAAAGAGGCCUUCGACCAGACCAGCAGGUUUGCUCGCUUGGAAAAGCUGCUGGUUUGCUUAGCUGGCAGAAACCUGUACAUUCGCUUCCAGUCUCUGACCGGGGACGCCAUGGGCAUGAACAUGCUCUCCAAGGGGACUGAGCAGGCUCUGCACAGACUCCAGCAGCAGUAUCCAGACGUGGAGGUGCUGUCGGUCAGUGGCAACUACUGUACUGACAAGAAGUCUGCUGCCAUUAACUGGAUUCUGGGCCGGGGCAAGUCUGCCGUGUGUGAGGCCACCAUUCCGGCCCGGGUGGUCCAGGAGGUGCUGAAGAGCAGUACAGCUGCUCUGGUGGAGCUGAACAUUAAUAAGAACCUGGUGGGCUCAGCCAUGGCUGGCAGUAUAGGGGGAUUUAAUGCUCAUGCUGCCAACAUUGUAACAGCCAUCUACAUCGCCUGUGGACAGGACCCGGCUCAGACGGUGGGAAGCUCCAACUGUAUCACUCAGAUGGAACCUGCUGGUCCGGCGGGGGAGGACCUGUACAUGAGCUGCACGAUGCCCUCUAUAGAGCUGGGAACAGUGGGAGGAGGAACCAACCUGCCACCACAGCAGGCCUGUCUGCAGAUGCUUGGUGUUGAAGGUAGUAGUCCGGACCAGCCAGGUGAGAAUGCCCGUCAGCUGGCCCGUGUAGUUUGUGCCACCGUCCUGGCGGGGGAGCUCUCCCUGAUGGCAGCUCUAGCCGCCGGACACCUCGUCAAGAGCCACAUGACCCACAACAGAUCUAAAACAAGCCUAUCAGAGGUGCCUUCAACGUCAGUCAGCUGUGUGACAUUGAACGAUGGUCCAUCUGAGUGAAUGUGUCUUCAAAUGACGUGGUCCUGAAGUUAGCGCUGCAGGACGUCCUCAUAAAAGGACUGCUAACAAACAACCAACGCCUGCUUGCUUUCGUGUGCCACCCGACUGAUUGCAAGUUUUUUUUUUGUUUUUUGUUUUUUUUU
Messenger RNA from Amphiprion ocellaris (clown anemonefish), 2987 nucleotides. RefSeq names its product 3-hydroxy-3-methylglutaryl-coenzyme A reductase-like. Gene Ontology annotation, molecular function: protein binding; NADP binding; hydroxymethylglutaryl-CoA reductase (NADPH) activity. NCBI's taxonomy places the organism in Eukaryota, Metazoa, Chordata, Actinopteri, Pomacentridae. Gene Ontology annotation, biological process: isoprenoid biosynthetic process; coenzyme A metabolic process; sterol biosynthetic process. The transcript is spliced from 20 exons. Bases 193 to 2844 code for a protein of 883 amino acids. The record is from RefSeq and is a predicted model, not a curated record. Gene Ontology annotation, cellular component: endoplasmic reticulum membrane; peroxisomal membrane.